UAAAGUGGAAGGUAGUAGUAAGGUCAGUGACAGUGAUGGCUCAUUUAACUUCUCUUCUUCUCUUGCUGUGGGUCGGUGUGACAGUGAGCACAGUGGUGAAUGUGCAGAAGAGAAUUGUUGGGGGAACAGACUGCAACAACAACGAGCGACAGUACCAUGUCAGCCUGUCAGAAACAAAUGACGGAAAACCAGGUCACUGUGGCGGAUCUUUGAUCAGUAAACAGUGGAUUCUUACUGCAGCUCACUGCCGUGAAAGGCCAAUUCGAUUUGCAGUUGUAGGUGUGCAUCCAGGCCCAGGAAAAGCAGAAGAAAUUGAAAUUGAAAAACCCCAUCCAACCACUGACCUCCUGCUUCUGAAGUUAAAGACAGCCAUUACUGGCAUUACACCUGGCAUUACACCUGUCGCUCUUCCUGAGUGUAAGAAGGAUGCAAACAACAAAAUUAUUGAUGAGCCCAAAAUCAACAAUGAAGUUCAGGUUGCAGGCCAUGGUCCGUUUGAAAUAAAUCGUAACACUGGAGAUUGCAUAGGUAACAAACCAAGUAAACUCCAGUGUGUAAAAAUGGAUGUUGCUAGCUGUGAGGAUACCAGAAACCUUCCGUGUUAUUCAGAUGUGCCGUAUGAUAACAGAAUGUGUUACCAAAAAUCUAACAAGCGUACAUGUAAGGGUGAUUCUGGUGGUGGAGUGAUAUACAAUAGCAAGAUCUAUGGUGUACACAUAGAUAGUAAAAGCUGUAGCAAUGCUAGACUAUCUAUUUCUGUAAAAGUCUGUGCUUACAUUAAAUGGAUAAAUGAUGAAAUGAAGAAGUAAAAAAAAU
Oreochromis niloticus (Nile tilapia) is the source of this 816-nucleotide messenger RNA. RefSeq names its product cationic trypsin-like. The coding region runs from base 36 to 809 and encodes 257 amino acids. The transcript has 6 exons. Gene Ontology annotation, biological process: proteolysis. The record is from RefSeq and is a predicted model, not a curated record. Gene Ontology annotation, molecular function: serine-type endopeptidase activity. Lineage: Eukaryota; Metazoa; Chordata; Actinopteri; Cichliformes; Cichlidae.